Coprinopsis cinerea okayama7#130 is the source of this 1515-nucleotide messenger RNA. RefSeq lists its product as hypothetical. Bases 1 to 1515 code for a protein of 504 amino acids. The record is from RefSeq and is a predicted model, not a curated record. Lineage: Eukaryota; Fungi; Basidiomycota; Agaricomycetes; Agaricales; Psathyrellaceae. The transcript has 2 exons.
AUGAUACCCACUACUCAUAUAAGCUUGGAGUUGACACGAUCGCUGUUAUCAGAAUGUCUCAUUGGGCUGAGCGAGGCUCAUAGUACGACCAACCCGAAGCUUGAAGGCCUCGUCACCGACAUUCUCGCGCAGCCUCGGCGGCUGAAAAGCCUUCACCUUUCCAGGGAGCUUUCCAAUGCCAAUGAAAAGAGACUUCGGGAAAUAGCCGAUCCCGCUCCCCUGCUUCAAAGCCUGACAAUCGUACGUGCAUAUCGAUCCUCAGGCUACACCCCCUCCGACUCUAUCCUCCCCAAAACCUUCCUCAAUGGCGAGGCUCCAAAUCUUCGGAACUUGGAGUUAAACGGGUAUCAGUUGUCUUGGGACUCGUCCCUACUCCGUGGCCUGACGUUGCUCAAGCUAACGUGCAUGCCACAUCCGAGGUACCGCGUUGACCUUCAGCCCAGUGCCGAAACCUUCUUCGGUGCACUCGAGGUGAUGGAGUCUCUUCGGACGCUGAAUCUAGAUACCCCCCUACCCGCAUCUCCCCUCGCCAAACACCGCACCGUCACCCUUCGACACAUGGAAAAUUUCAGACUGAAGGGAUCUGCAUCAGACUGCGCCAACGUCAUGAUGCAUCUCGUGCUUCCGCCUUCUGCAGCGUUGGAGUUCGUGGUCACGAAGAAGACAGACGAGGCUGACCAGAUCCUGGCCGACUUGACGACCUCGAUCACAAAUUCGUGGCGUUCCGGCGGCCACCUUUUUAGUUCUUCAACUACCACAAUAGGCGGCUUGAAGUCUAUGCACGUUUAUACCGAUCGCCAUACGCUGCUCGUCCGAGGGUAUCCACGGGAUGCGGGCUCCCCCGGAAUUCGUUGGGGGGCCAAUAACCCACCAUCUCUCCAGUUUCAGGUCACUGCCAGUGGACUUUCCGCAACCACCAACCCUAUUGUCCGUCUCCUCGGUGGCCUGCCGUUGGACAAAGUCCGUACCAUCGCUUUGGCUGGUUCGAUCAACACAAGCGCGUUGGAAUUUUUUGGUCUAUUACCCUCCCUCCACACGAUUUCUGUCGACAGACAAAGCAGUGCAGGCUUCGUCAAAUACAUCACGUCCGAUCCGGCCCUCCGACCCAUGGUCAUCAAGAAAAUCGCGCACGGCGAAGCGACACCGGGUGUCCAGAAACCAAAUCCACGGCCGGCACACCUGUCCUAUUUCCGCGCUCUGAAGAAACUGAUUUUUGGAAGAGCAGACUUCCGUAGCUACGCAAUUGACAUUGACGCUCUAUUGGAUUUCUUGAUGUCACGCUACGAGCUGGGCGGGGAGAUUGAGGUGCUCGAGCUGAUAGGGUGCAUCGGGCUGUAUGAGGACGAUGUGAAGAAGCUUGAGGAGGUCGUCGCCGAUGUCGAAUGGGACAAGGAAGUCGUUGAUUUCUACUCGGAUGAGGAGGAAGAAGACGAAUGUGAUUAUUGUGGACAGGAGGGGUGUAUCAAUUGCGACGACGAUUACCAGCCCACCAUCUACGACUUGCUGGGUUAUUGA